AUAUUGUUAGUUCUCCGGGUGUCAUUCAUCAUGGCUGUCCCUGCUGGAAGGUCUGUGGUCUUCGUCACUGGAAACGCAAAAAAACUCGAAGAGGUCGUUCAGAUCCUGGGAGAUAAAUUUCCCUACAAGCUAGUGUCGAAAAAGAUUGACCUGCCUGAAUACCAAGGAGAGCCAGAUGAGAUUUCCAUACAGAAGUGUAAGGAGGCUGCACGGCAGAUUGAUGGGCCCGUCAUAGUGGAGGACACCUGUCUGUGUUUCAAGGCUUUGGGAGGCCUGCCUGGUCCUUACAUAAAAUGGUUCCUGGACAAACUCAAGCCAGAAGGCUUGUACAAACUCCUAGCUGGGUUUGAAGAUAAAUCAGCGUGGGCUCUCUGUACUUUUGCUUUCUCUGCUGGGAAAGAUGAACCAGUCCAGCUCUUCAGAGGGAAAACAGAGGGACACAUUGUGGAACCCAGGGGACCUCGAGACUUUGGUUGGGAUCCAUGUUUCCAACCAGACGGAUAUGACAAAACCUAUGCUGAACUGCCCAAACAAGUGAAGAAUUCUAUCUCUCAUCGCUACCGGGCGCUUGCUGCCAUGUCUGAGCACUUCUCUCAAACCAACAAUACCUCCCCACAGAGCAAGAAGAAGAAGCAGGAGGAUUAAAGAGUCAGGUUCUAAAUCUGGAGCAAAAUGUAUCAAACCUCAAGUCAUCAGAAGAUACCUCUGCAUUGUGAAAUCUGAUGACUUGAGGUUUGAUACAUUUUGCUCCUUAUUGCACAUUGUUUUAUUGUUGUGUCAGAAAAGUUUUGUAGAUAACAGAUGAUCACAAUGUGUAUUUCUGCAAUGGAAAAUGUGCAGAAUUAUAUUGGUUUUACCUUAUUUUGAAUAAAUGUUUGUUCAUUUUUCUUUGUGAAGAUUUCUAUGCGUCAGUGGUUAGAUGGGGAGUUUCAGUAACUAAUAUGGAAAGAUAGCGGAAAUUGUUGCAAGCCUUCUUUUCAUUUCAUUGUUCCACAGUGGAUACUAAAAGACAACCUUUUGAGUUUUUGCUUCCAAGGUCUGAGAAAGAUAGUCUUGGAGAAGAGCAUAAAUUACUUAAAGAGGAGCUCCAGGAUCCUGAUGAGAGCAGCAGACCGCUCUGUGGCCGAGACUGGAUCCUGGAGUUGGCGAGCGAAGGAGAGGAUGUUCAGGCUGGAGUCCACCCCCCCCCCCCCCCCCGGGUGGGAGGAGGUGGUCUCUGAAGAAGGAAGAGGAGGAUGAGGUGGAGAGGGGGAUAAUACGGGAGUUUGGGGACCCUGGAGCUGGAAGUUGAGCAGGAACUAUGCAUACACCUGUGACAGAUGCCUCCCAGAUGUACCGAAAAUGUCACACAUUAACCAACUCAUCCUCUGAGUGAGACGAUGAAGACAGCAGAAACAACUAAUUCAACACAGAUUUAACAACACUUUUUCUUAAAAUUACUAUUUUCCUCAGUUAUUUAUAUUAUAUGGAGCUUUUCCAAUCAUGUACAAGAAAACCUUUGCACCUGGUUGUUGGAAACAAUACUUGGCCAGUAAAAGAAGGUGCUGUAGGUUGUGAAAUGACUGGAUCACUUUGUUUGCUUAGCCCUAUAGUUUUGUUUGGGGACUUGCCAGGAAGUAGCAAGUUGUUGUGAGAAGGAACAGGAAAGCUGCAUUUGUCUUCAUCAGAGAGACUUCAGUUCACUUGUCAGCCAAGUUUUUUUUAACAGAACGUGGAAGAUGUGUGCCAGACUUCAGUUCACUAGAGGUCAAAGACACUGCUGUGUGCCCCUCCUUUUUCCUCUGUGGCUCAAACUCAACACACUGUCAGUGCUGUAGCAUUCAGGGGGACCUCCAAGCUACUGCCAGUUACAGUAUGUAUUUCUGAGAAUUUAAAAGAUGUACUUGUUUUUUUUUAUGGUAUCUGUUCUUAUUGUGUUCACUGUGGCACUGAAGCGUUUUGCAGAGGAGAGAAUGAGAAUAAAUUCUAUCAAUCUUGAACCAUA
Micropterus salmoides (largemouth bass) is the source of this 1984-nucleotide messenger RNA. RefSeq names its product inosine triphosphatase (nucleoside triphosphate pyrophosphatase) (gene itpa). NCBI's taxonomy places the organism in Eukaryota, Metazoa, Chordata, Actinopteri, Centrarchiformes, Centrarchidae. Gene Ontology annotation, molecular function: nucleoside triphosphate diphosphatase activity. Bases 31 to 645 code for a protein of 204 amino acids. Gene Ontology annotation, biological process: nucleoside triphosphate catabolic process. The transcript has 8 exons. Gene Ontology annotation, cellular component: cytoplasm. The record is from RefSeq and is a predicted model, not a curated record.